Molecule: messenger RNA, 354 nt
Organism: Aureococcus anophagefferens
Lineage: Eukaryota; Pelagophyceae; Pelagomonadales; Pelagomonadaceae
Exons: 1
Coding region: 1-354 (117 amino acids)
Source: RefSeq, a predicted model, not a curated record
AUGAAGCUCGUCGGUCUGUUCAUCUUCGCCCCGAUGGCAUUGGCUUUCCGCGCCGGCCCCGCGGCCCGGCGCGCCACGCCGCGGCGCGUGUCGCCGCCUGGCCUCGCCGGGCCCGCGUCGCGACCGGAGCUCGGCGCGAUCGCCGCGGGAAAGUCGUCGCCGUCGGCCGCGGACGGCGAGAAGCCGGCGUACAUCUUCAACCUCGUGGCGUCGCUGUUCUUCUCGACCUUCGCGCUGAUCGCACUCCUGCCGACGCUGCCGCCCGUGCCGAUGGCGCAGCAGGCGCCCAAGACCCGGCAAGCCGAGCGCGCGGCGCUCGUCCGCACGCUCCUCGACAAGAAGGGUAUCCAGUAG